GUUUAUUCUUCUCUCCAUCUCUCGGGCUAACCAUUCAAGCCUCAUAUUGCCCAAGCGAGUAUGGCAUCUCCAAGAGAAUAGGCGCGGCGUAGCCGGAAUCCCAGAAGACCGUUACCCUCCGACCAGAUUGUCCGUGAUAUCCACACAUCUCGGUCAGCCAUCAAGAGUGUCCGGGGCUUUGGGGCGUACAACGCGUCUGCUAUAGCUAGCUCGCGCGUCUAUCUGCCUUGUUCUAUCUCAGUCCUGUGGUCGAACGACAAUGCAAUCAACCAAUAACGACGACGAGAAGUCCGAGGGCCCCCACGUCGCGCCUGGUGAACAGACUCCAGACCUCAUGGACGUUGGUGAACAACCCAGCAGACUGGUCAUCGUACAAACCAAGCGGCCGCCAAGGGAAAAGCCCUUCCAAAUACCUGAAGCCACAGGAAAGCCGGCCAGAUACCCCGAAGCCCUCUUGUUGACGCCUUCAGUGAAAUCCUUGCGAUCUCUUCAGCCACUUCACUGCACGUCCAGGAGGGCCCGACUCUACAUCGAGUUGAAGUCCUGCUCAGAUGAUCAUCCUCCUUGUCUUCAAACCUAGGAUGAAGCAGUUUGUAAGACGACAACCUAAUUUUGGCCUGACGACGCCUCGAUACCGUGGUAUCAAGCAGUAGACUGCGCCGUCGACCAACCUUGCCGUCACUCUUGGAACUACCGAGACGCGCCACACGUUGCCAGGCACAACUGUCACCUCAACUGCAGCCCAGCGGAAGCGAAAAAGCCCAUCCCCAG
Colletotrichum scovillei is the source of this 771-nucleotide messenger RNA. RefSeq lists its product as uncharacterized. The record is from RefSeq and is a predicted model, not a curated record. Bases 260 to 580 code for a protein of 106 amino acids. NCBI's taxonomy places the organism in Eukaryota, Fungi, Ascomycota, Sordariomycetes, Glomerellales, Glomerellaceae. The transcript has a single exon.